Molecule: messenger RNA, 4454 nt
Organism: Notothenia coriiceps (black rockcod)
Lineage: Eukaryota; Metazoa; Chordata; Actinopteri; Perciformes; Nototheniidae
Gene: atg9a
Product: ATG9 autophagy related 9 homolog A (S. cerevisiae)
Exons: 20
Coding region: 264-2843 (859 amino acids)
Biological process (GO): reticulophagy; protein localization to phagophore assembly site; piecemeal microautophagy of the nucleus
Cellular component (GO): phagophore assembly site; autophagosome
Source: RefSeq, a predicted model, not a curated record
CACAGUGCUAGCUAUUUGGAAAAUGAAACUGGUUCGUGUUUGACUUCGAGACGCAGCAAACAGAAAAACGAAAACAAGACAGGUAUUAGAUUAAACAAAAAAAUCCCCCUGGAGUUGACUCUUUUAACUUGGCGCAGCGGAGGAGGAAGAACCCAUCGCUGGUAAUGUUGAGUAAACACCCUCACUGGACAGGACGUACUGUACUGCAAUGGAGUCUGUAGCGGGGGGCUCAGCUACCUGGUGAGACUGAAGCUGUUGUCACUAUGGCACACUUUGACACCGAGUACCAGCGCCUGGAGGCGUCGUACAGCGACUCUCCACCCGGAGAGGAGAACCUGCUGAUGCAUGUGCCUGAAGGAGCCAAAUCACAUUGGCAUCAUAUAGAAAACCUGGACCUGUUUUUCCAGAGAGUCUAUAAUCUGCACCAGAAGAAUGGAUUCACCUGUAUGCUGUUGGGAGAGGUCUUUGAGCUAGUUCAGUUGCUGUUUGUGAUUGGCUUCACAGUGUUCCUAGCUAACUGUGUGGACUAUGACAUACUCUUUGCCAACAAGUUCGUAAAUCACACUGAUUCAUCUAAAGUCACUUUGCCUGAUGCCUUCCUCCCUGUGGAUGUCUGCAGUGCACGUAUCCGAGACAAUGCAUUUGUGAUUUUUGUGCUGACAAUCUCUGGAGUGUUUUGGCUACACCGCCUGCUCAAAUUCCUCUACAACGUCUGUUGUUACUGGGAGAUCCGAUCCUUCUACAUCAACGCACUCAAAAUGACCAUGUCAGAACUCCCUUAUGCAACAUGGCAGGAGGUUCAGGCCAGGAUAGUGGAGAUCCAGAAGGAGCACCAGAUCUGCAUCCAUAAAAAAGAACUAACGGAGCUUGACAUCUACCACCGCAUCCUCCGCUUUAAAAACUACAUGGUUGCCAUGGUGAAUAAAUCACUCCUUCCUGUGCGAUUUCGACUUCCUGGUCUUGGGGAGUCUGUGUUCUACACCCGCGGUCUCAAAUACAACUUUGAGCUCAUCUUCUUCUGGGGGCCAGGUUCUCUGUUUGAGAAUGAGUGGAGCCUGAAACCAGAGUACAAGAGAGGAGGGAACAGGCUUGAGCUGGCAGACAGGCUGGCAUCCCGUAUCCUGUGGAUUGGGAUUGCCAAUCUGCUGCUGUGUCCUGUCAUUCUGGUGUGGCAGAUUCUCUACGCCUUCUUUAGCUACACAGAGGUUAUAAAACGAGAGCCUGGUUCUCUGGGAGCGAGAUGCUGGUCUCUGUAUGGUCGAUGUUACCUGCGGCACUUUAAUGAGUUGGACCAUGAGCUCAUGUCCCGCCUCAGCAAAGGCUACAAAGCUGCAUCCAAGUAUAUGAACUGUUUCCUCUCACCGCUGCUGACGGUGGUUGCUAAAAAUGUGGCGUUUUUUGCCGGGUCUCUUCUGGCUGUCCUCAUUGCACUGACUAUCUAUGACGAGGACGUCCUGGCAGUAGAGCAUGUUCUCUCAUCCAUCACGCUUCUUGGAGUGUGUAUCACAGUCUGCAGAUCAUUUAUCCCAGAUAAGCACAUGGUGUUUUGUCCUGAGCAGCUGUUGAGGGUUAUCCUGGCUCAUAUCCACUACAUGCCUGACCACUGGCAGGGCAAUGCACAUAGAUAUGAGACUCGAGACCAGUUCUCCCAGCUCUUCCAGUACAAAGCAGUGUUUAUUCUGGAGGAGCUGAUAAGUCCAGUGGUGACUCCCAUAAUCCUGAUCUUCUCUCUGAGGAGGAAGUCUCUGGAGAUCAUUGAUUUCUUCAGGAACUUCACUGUGGAGGUGAUUGGGGUAGGAGACACUUGCUCCUUCGCCCAGAUGGACAUCAGGCAGCAUGGACACCCUGCGUGGAUGUCUGAGGGGAAGACAGAGGCGUCUAUCUACCAGCAGGCAGAGGACGGGAAGACAGAGCUGUCUCUGAUGCACUUUGCCAUCACCAACCCUCAGUGGCAGCCUUCUCAGGAGACCACACACUUCAUCAGCCAGCUGAAAGAGAAAGUUCACAGAGAAGCCACAGGAGGUCCUUCAGAUACACAUCCACUGUCUGAGUCUGAGCCGAGGAGCCUUAUUGCAAACGUCUUGCUGGGUCCGUCUACACUGAACUCCGUUCAUUUCAGCGCAGACGGCUCUUUGACCAAUCAUGCAGCAGCUGGCUUGGGCAAUGGGGCAUCUGCCUUACGCUCCCUUUCCCCGAUCAGCAGCAGUCUUCAACUGAGGGGAAGCUUGAGUGCAGCUCACAGGCCUUCUGGCCACACUUCAACCACCAGCAAAGCAAUGGCCGGCUCUGGAACGGAUGCCUGGACUGUGAGCUCCGGCAGCAGUGCAUGGGAGGGUCAGGUCACCAGUCUGGUCCUCUCAGAGUACGCCUCCACUGAGAUGAGCAUCCAUGCACUUUACAUGCAUGAGUUUCACAAGCAGCAGUCCCGUGGCGAGCUGUCCCGCCACACAUGGCACAGGCAGGAAAGUGACGAAAGCAGUGACAGCAUCCCCGAUGAAGUGAGGAGCGAACCCAACCCUCACUCCAGACACUUACUUCGCUCACACACUUUCCCCACCACAGUUCCCAGUCCAUGUGCCAUUCCCACGUCAGCUUCAGCCAUCGUCAGUACCACCCGGGGCCAGGAGGGGGCUGCAUCGUCACACAAGAGCAGCAGCCAACGGCCGUUUAGUGGGUCUACAGCAGACUCUUUUAGUGCAGGGGGGAGAGUACUGAGGUCAGCCCGUGGUGUGCCCAUGGGAGGGUGGGCAGAGGAGGGUCAGGCAGCGCCCCGACACCCUGAUACACUACCAGAAGAGGGCUUAGAGGACGAUAUGCCUCCUCACAUACACAAGGUUACAUAAACAAGCUAUGUGGAUGAGUAUCAGCGACAAAUCCUUCAUAGAUGUCCAUAUAACCAUUCCUCGUCUUCAAACAAACCUUUUCACCAGGAUUAACCCUCUGAUCUGACACAGGUGAAGAUGGAUAUGUGUCAGUCCAGUGUACCAUGAUGAUCUCUACAAACUUUAUGAGUGAAAUCAUCUGGACAAGUUACAAUGAUAAACCAUUCAAAGAUACUUUAAGACUUACCACGUGCAAACAGGGUGAAUAUCUGAUUGUGUGUAUCAGAAGAGGAACUACAGGAUCAAGUUAUUUAUAAUAGCCAUCAAUGCCAUCAGAUUAUGCUUUGCUCUCUUAUAAUGUCAAAAUAUAAUUAAAGUGCAUGUGGUGCUUAGAUGAUGUUAACAAAAAACACUUAAUUUCCUGUAUUAUUCUGCUACUAUUGCUGUAGAAAAAUAGGUUAAAACUGGCUCACAAUGUGAUCACAAUAAUCUUAAUUGUGCUAUCUGUAUUGUUUCCCCCUUUUGCAAUGAAUAUGUUCAGAAAGAUGCUUCUAACACAAUGACUUUCAUUGUUUGUAUCUUACUGUAUUAGUGUACCAGAAGUUGGAGGCUCUGUAUCCUACCCUGUGCUCUGUACUUCAGCUCACAUUCUGCCUCUUCACAAAACACAUGAAGGCCUCAAAUAGUAUAAAAAUUCCAUGCCACGUUUUAAAUACCAUUUUACUCCUUACCUUUUAUUUAUUUCUGCAUGUAUUGCGUAACAAAAUGUGUAUUUUUUAAAUGUUCAGAGUCUGGCUCAGUUUGCACAUAUAAAUUCUUGUUUAAAAGAUAAUUGUACAGUGUAGCCUGGUAUUUUGCAGAACGCACACAUGGACUGUGUAAAUACUUUAAAUGUUAGGAUAUUUCACAGGAAUCAUUUAGAAUGUAAAAUUAAUCAAAUGUACACAAUGAAAAGGCCAACAUUGUGUGUGUAACCAGUCAUGCUGUAUGUAAGCACAUUUUAAUCAGAUUCAACCUAGUUUUUUUUUUUUCCAGGAUUUAUUAAUUUCACCCUGCGAAAUGGCGCAGCAAACAGAGAAGGCUGUUUUAAGCGUGUAAUAUUAACGUAUGUGCCAUACAAAAAAAACCUCGAGCACAAGUGCAUGACCAUCAGCUACACAUUGUUCUAAAGAGUUGCAACUCAUCCCAAAAUAACAUUACUUUCCCAUGACCAUCUCCACAUCCAGCUUAAUCACAGCAUGACUUUCCCAUGUUCUGCUGUCAUUAAACCACAAUUUCUUUUAGCAAAGAAGUAUGCACUUUAAUUAUCUGUUAAUACAGAGGGUGUCACCUUACUGGGGUUAUUCGUUGUGUAUCUUUCUUAUACAUAUUUUUAAAUAGUUUAUUUAUAAAAGGGAUGUGCCAUGAUGAUUGCCUGUUGUGAAUAGGAUAAGUUUACUGUUGUGCACUUGGAUAGGAAUUUAAAAAAGCCUUGUCACAUUGUUAUCACUAUUAUUAUGGUUAAUGGUGCAGUGCUUCACUUUCAAGAUAAAAGUGAGUAUGGUUUAGAGGUUUUGUUGUUUGUUUUAUAAAUCCUGUAAAAUAUCAUUUGUACAGAUGUAAAUUAAUUCAUUAAAGAAAAAAAGCAAUGUU